CACAAAAUGAAACUGAAACAAAUACAUUUUUGAGAAAGAUGAUUUUAAAUGUUGAAACUCAUUUUUCAUCUAUAACUGAAUUUUUUAAAGACCUUCGACAGUAUCAAACAAAAGGAUCAGUAAAUAUGUAUCCAACUAUGCUUAUAUUAAUAGUCUUUCAAAUACCUUGUAGUUUAUUAAAUGCACGUAGAGCUACUGAAUCAUUUGCAUUAAAUCGAGUAUCCAAAAUACUUUUACAAACAUUUUCAACUUACAUAAUAACAAUCAUAAUGGAUCGUUGGUUUUACAUCAGGCGUUUUGUUCUAGGAAAAUUAAUUUUUCACUUGAUUUUUGUAACUGUAUUUAUUUUGCAAUUAAUGACAAUGUAAG
This is a messenger RNA of Sipha flava (yellow sugarcane aphid), 369 nucleotides long. RefSeq lists its product as uncharacterized. The transcript has 3 exons. The coding region runs from base 39 to 368 and encodes 109 amino acids. The record is from RefSeq and is a predicted model, not a curated record. NCBI's taxonomy places the organism in Eukaryota, Metazoa, Arthropoda, Insecta, Hemiptera, Aphididae.